CGUCCCCGUUCGCGCACGCGCGUUGCUCCCGAUCAGUGGCCUGUGACAGUGACAUGGUUUUGUGCUUUGAACGGAUUUAGUUACGUUGUUUUUAUUUACAGGGUGCGUGUGUAGCAGGCGCGCCACGAGCGGUGAUGCGCCGCGAGCGCCCGGGACCGACACAUGAAUGCCCGCGCACCAGGUGUGCUUGUGAUGACAUGGUGGUGGGCGCUCGCGCUGCUGGCGCUAGCGCCGCCCGCCCGCCCCGCGCCCCGGGCGGGCAACGGUGAGCAAUUUUACAGUUACCAAAUGUCACGCAAAGUGUGCACGGCGGGCGGCGCGCGAGGCGCGUGCAUGUGGGUUCAGGAGUGCAACAGAGCGGGCGGGACGCACGCGGGGGUGUGUGUCGACGGCUUUAUGUUCGGCAGCUGCUGUAGGCUGCCGGAGCGGCCUGUUGUCGAUACGCAGAGCCCAGUCACAGUCACGGAGAAACCGUAUUCAGCGCCAUCUGGCGGCCGAAGCACGACCACGCUUCCCCCCGAGACGACGCACACGAUAGCUCGCCCUAACUGGCAGACCCAGCGUCCGUCGUUCAUGACAAAACCCAUAGAUGGCGCCCCAACCUCCUACAGCUAUAGGCCGCCAGAAAUACACCCAUCAUUAGGAAAUUUAGAUUCAAGUAGCGAACAAAAUAGUGAUAUAGUUAAUAAAAUAAAUUAUAACAGUGUAAAUAAGUACCAAAAUGUAAAUAGGCCGAGCGAAGUGGAAACUAGUCCCCACAACAAGAUUUCGUCUAGUCUUAGUAAUAUACUGAGUGGCGCGCGCCCUAUGGCCGUGUCCGACCAACACAAUGAGAACAGCAUCUCUGCAGCACAAUUCAUGUCACGCCCGAGCAACGGGAACACCGUCCACUGGCAAGCAACGACACAACCGUCGUUCGUGACGAAACCGCGGCCAUCUUGGGAGAAACCGGCCAAGCCAAAGCCUACCAAGAAGUUCACGACCACAGCCAAGCCGCAUAAGAAGAAGGACCAAAACAAACCAGAGACUACACAAGCGCCGUCAACUACAGCUGCCACUAGUAGUGUUGAAUGUGGAGUGACAACAAUGUGGCCGCGUCCUGAGAUGAGGAUAAUGGGCGGCAAGGACUCCAGCUUCGGGCGGUGGCCAUGGCAAGUCUCGGUGCGGAGAACGUCGUUCUUCAGCUUCUCUUCGACGCACAGAUGUGGAGGAGCCAUCAUUAAUGAGGGCUGGAUUGCAACGGCUGGCCAUUGUGUUGAUGACCUCCUAACCUCACAAAUCCGAAUACGAGUCGGCGAAUACGACUUCUCAUCAGUAUCCGAGCAAUACCCCUUCGUAGAGCAAGGAGUAGCCCGGAAAGCCGUCCACCCCAAAUACAACUUCUUCACCUACGAAUACGACCUGGCUCUAGUCAAACUGGAGUCAACGUUAGUCUUCGCGCCGCAUAUAUCGCCGAUUUGUCUACCAGCGACUGAUGACUUGCUGGUGGGAGAAAAUGCAACGGUGACGGGAUGGGGUAGAUUGUCGGAGGGUGGUGUGCUGCCAUCUAUUUUACAAGAGGUCCAAGUUCCAAUAGUGUCGAACGACCGAUGCAAAUCCAUGUUCCUACGAGCUGGCAGACACGAGUUCAUUCCGGACAUCUUCCUCUGUGCCGGUCACGAGCGUGGGGGACACGACUCCUGCCAGGGGGACUCAGGGGGACCGUUACAGGUCAAAGGCAAAGACCAGCGAUACUUCCUCGCCGGUAUAAUAAGCUGGGGAAUCGGAUGCGGCGAGGCGAACCUCCCUGGCGUUUGCACCAGAAUCUCCAAGUUUGUGCCCUGGAUCCUGCAGACCGUGAACUCUUAGCUGUGCGACAAGGACGAAGCUACACAAGCAUGCUGUCCCUCUCGCAAGCUAUCGGUAGUUUGAGAACCAAUUAAAACUUCGCCAGGUGCGGUGUGCGGACUUUAAAAAGUUUACCUAAUAAUAGGUAUUGGAAUGUUGGAACUUUACCUUCGAUAAUUUCGAAAAUUCGAGGUCGUUGGUUAAUCAGAUGGUUGAAAAAGUGAUGUUGACAUUUUAAUACAGCGAUAUAAACUUUGCCUAAACAUACCAGGGUUUAAAAGGCAAUUUUUGACAACGAUAUCGCAAAGGUUGUUCUGUUUCCAUAACCCUGAUGUUUAUUAAAUUUUUAAUAUUUUAAAUAAUAAUAGUAGUGAACAUCAGCUGACUUUAUUAAGUAGACCGGUAUCUUGGAAAUGGAAACAGAUCUUAAAAAUAAUAUAAUGUUUUUGAAAAACAGGGUAAAAAGAAGUGAGGUGAAACUCUAGUUACUUGACGAUACUUUGAAAGAAAUUUUCAAAAUAAUCUUGUAUCCAUUAUAGAAAAAAAAACACGCAUUUACAUAUACAUUUCAUAAUUAACAGGUGUUUUAAAAAAUAAGUAGUAUGUGAAUGUGACGUUAUCUGGGUAAAGGGACCUUAUCGUCGAUGGCGUUUACUGCGUUAUGAGCGAUGUUCGUAUACAAAUACGACGCCGCAGGACGUAAGCGCCACCGACAAUAAGGUCCCUUUACCCAGAUAACGUCACAAAUUAACCAUGAGAGAAAUACUUAUUCAAAAUGACGAUGAAAUAUGCUGGAAGCGUUUUCAUGAGACGCAAAAAUGCAAAAGGAAUGACGAAUCGAACAGCGAAUGUGCAGUGCUAAGUUACCUUCAAAAAUGUUGAUUUGAUUCAACGUUUUGUGAGGCGUUUUAUAGUCUUCUUUAUAUCGAUCUCGACUUUUGAAGAUACACAAGAUUUGAAUUAAAGAAUCUUCAGGGUACCUUACAACCGCUGACGCUAUUUAAAGCAUUCACUGCCAUCAACGCAUAUACGCGUUUUAGUUACUUUUACCCAGUGCCUUCAACGCACACAUGCGUUCAUAGUAUUUAGUGACUUUCAUCCAGUGCCUCCAACGCACACGUGAGUUCUGAAUUUGUAUGUAAACAUAAAAAAAAAUUGUAUCGACUCACAUAUGCGUUGGAGGCACUGGGUAAUUAGUCGGAUGAACUCAUAUGUGCGUUUGGGGCACACAACAAAGUGUGGCACCUGGCGAAUGGCCAAGAAAAGAGGGUGGCAGUGAAUGCGUUAAGCGUAUCGUAGCUGGCUCUCUCUAUCGCUCUUCUGUAGUGGUGCGACAGAGCCAGACUGCAUUUCGAACGCCAAGUGGCGUCAACGAUUAUCACUUCUGUCUGCUGUAUUUUCAAAUUUCGAGAUUGACAAGAGCUGACGGUUGUCGUUUGUACGAUACUGUGUGUGACUUGCUUGCCUUAAGUCCGAAGUUAUAAAAACUUUGUAAAAUACGUCACCAGAAAUUUUACAAACACAUUAGUUGAUUACAAUAUUAGUAAUAAAAAGAUUCUCACUUAACCUUGAAAGUAGUAAAGUUCAAAAUGAAGAAACUUUAGUAUUUUAGGUACCAAAGUUUUGUCCUUGAAUUGGAGAACAUUAAUGUUUAUUUUAGUAAACUUAGUUUCAAUAUUCGUUAGUUAUUGUUUUGAUAGUAUCGUUUGUUUUAUAAAUGUAAACAAUUUGAAUUUGAUUUUCAUCUUACAAUGUCGAAGUUUUGGAUACAUUUGUAGCAAAAAUAUCUAAUAGAUUAACUAAGGACUUAAGAAGAGCAUUGUCUUUAGCUCUUAAGAGUAAAAUAAUAAGCUUUGGACUAUAAUGAACGCCCUUAUUACUGCUUAUUUUCGAGGCUUUAGUAUUUAUUCCUGGCCUUCAUUAGGGAGAUUAAUUCAAUCGAAGAAAAUCAGCUUAUACGUUACAAAAAAUAUAUACAUAAUUUUAUUUUGUAACUUACAAAAAUAUUAAUUUUCCUAAAGAUGACCACGCGCGUUUUGUUAAGUUUUGUGUAAAUAUGUUUAUUAAUUUAUUUGUAAGCCGAAUUUAAAUCUAACAAAAGAAGCAUUUAUUUUUAUCCAAUGUAAAUACGUAUAAUAAGUUUUGUACUCUUGCCUUUUCAAUAAGUUUUGUUUUAACGCAGUAUUAUUUUAUACGUUGUUUUUACUUUUUGUAAAUAUGACUCAAAUACGGAACACAAACUUUUGUAUGAUUUAUUUUUAUACUUGGCAUGUAAUUUAAGGUGUACUUAAUAUUGUAUAGAUAGUUUUACGCAACUUAGAUACUUAUGCUGUUGAAUAUGAUUGCAUCAACUUUUUGUUGAAACUUCAGUGAUUUACUUUGAUUGUAAAAUUAAAAUUUACUACAAAAAGUUGAUUGUAUUUCUUUAUAUGUAAUCUAAGGUUAAGUGAGGUAAACGAAUACAUGUAUUAUGUUGUUUUCUUCUCAAAUAAAGGAAAACCCGGAAGGGUGGUAAAACCCGAUAAGUUGAGCUUUGUUUUUGAAAUUCGAACUGUUUAUGUGCAACUUCCGCAACGUUCUUAUUUCAAUGAGAAAUAAUUUCAAUUUAUCGAGUUUUAUUUCUAAUUUUUCAAAUUAAUUAUGUUUGUUUACCUCUCUUAAUCUUAAACGUGAAAAUAGUUAACCAAAACACAAUUUUACGCUACGCUUGAGGAGUAGGUUACGAAUGCUUAUAAGACGUGAUGUCCUUUUAAGAUUCUAUAUUAAUUUUGUUUAAAUAGUUUAUGAUGUUGUUGACUACAUAUUGUUCAUUUGCACAGUAAAUUUGUUAAUGAUUAAAUAUUGAAAUAAUA
Messenger RNA from Leguminivora glycinivorella, 4679 nucleotides. RefSeq names its product serine proteinase stubble-like (gene Sb). Lineage: Eukaryota; Metazoa; Arthropoda; Insecta; Lepidoptera; Tortricidae. Bases 163 to 1848 code for a protein of 561 amino acids. The record is from RefSeq and is a predicted model, not a curated record. Gene Ontology annotation, biological process: proteolysis. The transcript is spliced from 10 exons. Gene Ontology annotation, molecular function: serine-type endopeptidase activity.